AAUACUGCAAUUUCUGCUUCGAUUUUCGCGAUGGGUAUGGAGCAUUUAUGGCCAUUCGACGAGAGAAAUGAAACCAGAAGCACAUGUCUGUAGUUGCAGUAAAAUCACCUGUGCUUUUGUUUAACUUCUCUACUUUCACUUCUGGUAACAAAAGAAACUUCAGAUUAUUUUCAUGAGCUAUUUUAAUGGAAGCUGCAAGCUCUAAAGAUAGUUCAGUGGCCUCGAGUCCUUUCCCGUCGCCUAGUAUUGGAGUCCUCCUAAAGAUAAAGAUCAUUUCAUGGAGCCAAGAGACUGGUUUGCCUGUUACAGUUCGAGUUCGAGUUGGAGAGAGAACAUUCAACCUUCACAAGAAUCCCUUGUCUUUGAAGAGCGGAUAUUUCAAGAAACAAUUGAUUGAAACAACUGAGCUUGAACUGCCAAAAGAAUUCCCUGGAGGGCCAGAAACCUUUGAGAUGAUUGCUUUAUUCAUUUAUGGUUCUUCCACAUUGAUCGAUCCUUUUAACAUAGCAGCUCUUAGAUGUGCAGCAGAGUUCCUCGAAAUGACAGAGGAGCACUGCUCUGGCAAUCUUUGCCAGCGUUUCGAUCUUUAUUUGAACCAAGUUGUGUUGCAGAGUUGGGAUGAUACCUUAAUUGUUCUCCAGAGAUGUCAAACUCUGCUUCCAUGGUCUGAAGAGCUACUAAUAGUUGGACGAUGCAUCGAGUCUUUAGCUUUCAUGGCUUGUAUGGAGAUUCUUGACCCGGAAAGGAGGAGGGACAAACCAGUUGUUACGUUGGAUUCAUUAGCAGGCCAAGCUUGGAGUUGUGAAAUGGCAAAAGAGAUUGUGAUUCAUGAUCUUUGGAUCAAAGAUCUCAUUGCCCUACCAUUUGGAUUCUUCAGAAGAAUAAUAGGAUCUUUGAGGAGGCAGGGAAUGAAGGAAAAGUAUGUGAGUCCAAUCAUAGUUCUGUAUGCAAACAAAUGGGUACUUUCUAAGAAGACAAGACAAUUCUGGGAGAAUUCUGGCAACAAAAUUGGGGAUAUUGAUGCUAGUAACAGAGCUUCAAUAAUUCUAAAAGGUAUUCUUGAUUUGUUUCCAGUGAGAGAGAAGGCUAGGAGAGUAAUACCUGUAGGAUUUUACUUUGCAUUGCUUUCUAAGUCUUUUGAAGUUGGGUUGAAAAGUGAAAGCAGAGCAAAGUUACAAGAUCAGAUUGCAUCUCAGUUACACAUGGCUCAAGUUGAAGAUUUUCUCAUUCCAAACAGUGGUAUAGACUCCAUUUCUUCCACUAUGGAGUUAGCUACAAUGGAAAGCAUAUUCUCCACAUAUUUGUCUUUUAACAUGGAGUCGAACCAUAUCCCUUCAUCCAGCAACUCAAUCGUUGCAGAAUUAUGGGAUACAUACCUCUCUCUUAUCGCUUCUGAUCCCAAAAUGGAGCCUAAAAGGUUCAUAGAACUUGUUGAAACAGUACCAAUAUCUUGCAGACAGAAUCAUGACCAACUGUACAGAGCAGUGGACACUUUCCUGCAGGCACACCUAGAUGUGACACAAGAAGAGAAGGGGGCAGCAUGUAAAUACCUCAAUUGCCAGAAACUGUCACAAGAGGCAUGCAUUGAAGCAGUUCAAAAUGAAUUGAUGCCUUUACGUUUGAUUGUCCAGGCUCUUUUUGUUCAACAGCUGAAUACACACCAAGUUUUCAAAGAAUGCUCAGACUCAUCAAGAUUUGCACACUGUGGAGAAUUCUCCGGAAGCCUCUCAAGCUCAAGGUGUCCUAACUCCAAGAGCCAAAAUCUAGCUGAGAGCCCAUACAGUGAUGGAGCAGAGCCAGUAAGUAAAACAUUGAAUUUCUUGCUGCAAAAUGACAUUGCAGCUCAAAGAUAUGAGUUAUCAAGGAAGGAAUAUGAGUCUACAAGUUUUAGAAUUCAGAACCUUGAACAAGAGCUCUUGUCCUUGAAACAAAGCAUGAAACCAUAUGGCAUGGAAAGUAGAUCAUUAAGCAAGAAGAGGAACCCAGUUGGACAAGUUACAGGUUGCAUCAGUUCCGUGAAUUUUGCUUCACAAAGAAGGUAUGCUAGUAGGCUACUGAAAGUCUUCCGCCGAAUCACCUUGUUCGGAAAUAGAAAAUCAAAGACAAAGCCAGGGAAAUCUGGCCAGUCGGCCAAAACGGUGUAGCAGGAAAAUCU
Molecule: messenger RNA, 2155 nt
Organism: Jatropha curcas
Lineage: Eukaryota; Viridiplantae; Streptophyta; Magnoliopsida; Malpighiales; Euphorbiaceae
Product: Phototropic-responsive NPH3 family protein
Molecular function (GO): protein binding
Source: RefSeq, a predicted model, not a curated record